UUCAAGUUCAGCCUCAGCCCUGAGGCAGCUGUGCUUGUACACGUCUCUGUUCCCAACACUCUGUGAGACUGAGGCAAGAGGAUCACAACUUCAACAUGAACAAGGACAAAUGAGCAACUUAGUAAGGCCCUGUCUUAAAAAUAAAAAGGACUGCUGAUAUAGCUGAGUUCAAAGGUCCUCAGAUCAGGUAACAGCACACUCCCCCAUAAAUAAAUAAAAGGCCCUAUAGUAGAAUUGAAGCUGACCUGCAUAAAGAACAGGGUGGCCAGAAAGGAAAAUAGAGAACAAUGAACGACAAGUCGGAGAGGUAGGUGUGGACCUUGUCAGUCAUGAUGAGGAAUAUGUAUCUUGUUUCAGGUGUGAGAGGAAGCUGUGGCAGGAAUAUAAGGAGGAUCGGAAAAAAAUCUGAUGUGGAUGCUAAAAAGGUCACCCUAGCUGCUCUGAACCAUGGGAGUGAGAGUUCCAGUCUUCACCAUCACCUCUGCACAUCUGUCUCCAAGAUUCCAGAGCUGAUUCUCCAGUCUUUCAACACAGACUCUCCGGCUUCAGGACAUGAACUCUCAUCAAACUCUUCUGUGAGCUCCAGGUCUUUGACCUUUGACUGGAUCACCCGGCUCUCCAGACUGCAGACUGCCUUUUUGCACUCUUCCACACCUGACACUGCAGGCCGCUACUUGAACCCAAACUGAUACAGAAUGCAGUCAACAAACUCAACAAUAUGGAAAACUCACCUGUGCGUGCUGGUUCAACCAUGUACUCAGAAGACUGAAGCAAAAGGAUUUCAAGAUAGAGGCCAGCCUGGACUCGAGGGAGAAACACUAUUUCAAAAAAAACAAAACCGAAAAAAAACCAAAGCAAAAGAAGGAGCACAGCAGCCCAUGGCUCCUCCUACACCUGUUUACUACCAUGUCCUCUACCGAAGACGUGGUGAAACCCAGGUCAGCUGGCAUGGAGAGACCUACUGCCUGGUUGGUGGCUACCGGAGCUAUGGGGAUGCUGCCAUCGCCACCCCAGUAAAGGUCAAAGAAGAGAAGCCAGAAUCCAGGUGGCCCGAUGGGGAUGCUUCCACUGUUACCCCAAUAAAGGCCAAAGCCGAGAAGCCAGUAUCCAUACAGGUUCUCAAAAGGCCUCGAUUUAUGGAAGAAUAUAACCAACAACUAGGGGGCCCUAGCCCCAAAAUUCGCCAGUUAAACAAUGGUGACAAGACUGAAGAAUGGCUCAGCGAUUCUUUUGAGAAGAUGGACAUCGGAGGAGAGAGCUAGUGCCUUCCACUGCCUUUUCUGAAGACAGAAACUGGCAAUCUGGCCAGAUCCCAACUCUGUCAGGAUCUCCCUUCCCUACCAACAACUGUAGGAAAGAGUCAGAAGCUGUGGUUGAAAGGAAUAGUUGCUUUGAGCACCCAGGGCUUCACCUGCUUGAAGAAGGAACCAUACUGUGCAAUCCAAGGAGUCAAAUGCAAAGCAGUCUCAUUGAGGCCUAAUAUACCAGCUGGACUCCUGACCUCAAUCAUUGCCAGCAAUCACCAGUACAAGUGAGGAUGAUUUAGGAUUCCUGAAGUCAGCAGGGGUUUACACAAGGAGCCUCAUGGCUGUGCUCUCAGGAACACCCCCAGAACUUUUACUUCCUUUCUUCCUGGCUUCUGAGAGAUUCCUACAAUUGAAUAAAAUAAUUUUCUGUAACAGUUUUUGACUGGAAAUCAGUUUGUCCAAGGCCACUCUCAAACUUCCAGCUCUCGGGCUGGGGAUUUAGCUCAGUGGUGCU
Molecule: messenger RNA, 1761 nt
Organism: Fukomys damarensis (Damara mole-rat)
Lineage: Eukaryota; Metazoa; Chordata; Mammalia; Rodentia; Bathyergidae
Product: DPEP2 neighbor protein-like
Exons: 4
Coding region: 696-1262 (188 amino acids)
Source: RefSeq, a predicted model, not a curated record